Messenger RNA from Vollenhovia emeryi, 963 nucleotides. RefSeq names its product venom allergen 3-like. The transcript is spliced from 5 exons. Lineage: Eukaryota; Metazoa; Arthropoda; Insecta; Hymenoptera; Formicidae. The record is from RefSeq and is a predicted model, not a curated record. Bases 121 to 810 code for a protein of 229 amino acids.
AUAUAAAUGUUGCCGCGUUACAUUAAGCUUAGUAGUUUAUACGAUAGUAGUUUAUAAAGUAUAAAGAAAGAUAUCAAGAAAGCGGCGUCAUCAAAAUUUAAUAAUACGCAAGAAAGGAUAAUGGCAAGAUUCGGUAAUAUUCUAUGUCUUGUUACCAUCGCGGUUACUACCGUAACCGCGACUGAUUACUGCAACAUGAAGUCGUGUUCAGAAGGUAGUCACACUAUGUGCAAAUAUCCUACACCAAUACCAGCAAAAAGAUGCGAGCCGUUGAUCAGUGUUGGUCUCAAUGAUGUUGAUAGAAAGGCUAUGUUAGACAAACAUAAUGAACUGAGACGAAAAGUCGCAUCGGGUCAGGAAACCAAGGGACGCCCUGGUCCGCAACCUCCGGCAGUUAGCAUGCCAGAUUUGACUUGGGAUAAAGAACUAGAAGAUAUUGCACAAAGAUGGGUCAUUCAAUGCUAUUUGGGUUUCGACGAGUGCAGAAAUGUGGACAGAUUUGCUGUUGGUCAAAGCAUAGUAAGUGUAAAAACUACGGGAGAACACCCGUUCUCGAACCCAUCCAAUGGAGAAAUGGUUGAACGAUUAUACAUGGAUGUAUAUUUAUUUGAUAAAAAUAAAGCUUCCUUGCCAUAUGAAUUUGAUAAGUAUACAAUCUCCUAUACACAAAUAGUCUGGGCUAACACAACAACAGUCGGUUGUGGUCAAAUGAGCUCAUAUUAUCACGGCUGGAAUAAGACGAAAAUAGUAUGUAAUUAUGGUCCGAGGGGAAAUGUGAUCGGUGAUUUAAUAUACGAAGUGAAAGUUUAAACUAAAAAUUAAAUCUGAUCGAGAGAUUAAAGAUGUAAUACGAAAAGUAAUAACACGCAAAAAGGAAAAGCAAAUGAAACUUGCAAUAUGUUCUGUUAGAUGAAACCGACAAUUGUAACCAUUAUAAUUACAUUAAUAAACAUCAAAAUAAUA